Pseudomassariella vexata is the source of this 4863-nucleotide messenger RNA. Its product is annotated as vacuolar assembly/sorting protein VPS8. The coding region runs from base 1 to 4863 and encodes 1620 amino acids. Gene Ontology annotation, molecular function: protein binding. NCBI's taxonomy places the organism in Eukaryota, Fungi, Ascomycota, Sordariomycetes, Amphisphaeriales, Pseudomassariaceae. Gene Ontology annotation, cellular component: late endosome; HOPS complex. The record is from RefSeq and is a predicted model, not a curated record. The transcript has 3 exons. Gene Ontology annotation, biological process: endosomal vesicle fusion; protein targeting to vacuole.
AUGGACAACGACCAAUCAGACCUGUCUUCCACGGCGGACCAUGCCUCAAGCGAUGAGGAAACGAUCAAGGGGGAUCAUGAGCAGGAUCAUGUCGCUGAAAUACCAGAGGAAGAAAGAGCAGCAGAUGCGACAACAGAGCAACCUAGCAAUGGAACCGUCGUAAAUCGUUAUCGCGAGCUGCUGCGAGAUCAUGACGACGUCUCUGACUCUGAGUCCACCGAUGGACUGCCCAGGAGAGUCGGCAGUCCAAUUGACUCCUUGCUCUCUGUGCCGGAAGACUCUCCUUCGGUUCAGGGCUCUGUACUCUCUUCACCUGGAAGCAGCGCUCUGCCCUCCGUCGCCUCUCGACCCGGGCUCAGCAGCCCAACGCCGUCUUUCAGGCCUUUUGACCGGAGAUUCAAGUCUCGAAUAUCCUCCCCUUCUAUACUCACACCACGGUCGUCGUCGCCCUCAUAUCUCACGGGGCACAGUCGAACUGUGUCCACGACUAGCCAAUCUUUGUUGGAUCCAGGCGAGACCGAAGCCACAUCUCCACCCUGGGAGGGUGUGCGAUGGACAAGACUCCAGAAGUUGAAUGGGCAAGCCUUUUCCGAAGCAGGCAAACGCAACUUUGGGUCACCUACUUGCGUAGCAGUUUCUGCAUCUAUAGUUUUGGGGACCUCGAAGGGUAUAAUCUUAAUGUUUGAUUACAACCAGAAUUUGAAGAUGAUCAUUGGGCCUGGCACUAAAGCUAUCGAGUCGGGCGCUGUCACAGCCAUUGCAAUAUCCGCAGACCAUACGACACUUGGGGGCGGUCAUGCGAAUGGAAGCAUCUUCACCUGGGACACCAACCGAGCCUCCCGGCCAUUCCUUCAUAUACCCCAUCUGGACAGGUCUCCGCUGCAGAAUCGAACUGUAGAUGGUCAUGUACCGAAUGCGGCCAUCACCCACCUCGGAUUCUUGGGUACAAGGCACACUGCAUUGGUCUCCGCAGACGAUCGAGGAAUGGCAUUUUCUCACUUAGCGACCCGAGGAACUGGAGCUUUGGGGAGGACCGUCAAGACUUUGAGAAUUCUUGGCCGCUAUCCUGACACGCCAUCACCGGCGGGCAAAAUUCUCAAGCCAAGUACGGUAUUGGCGUUCUCCCCACUGCCACUUGGCAACAUUGAGCGAGCCACAGAUACUAUGGGUCUGACAGCAAUGCUGACACCCUACCUACUUGUCAUUGUCUCGACCACUCCCAUUGCUCAGACCCAGCAUAAAUCAGCGCGGCCUAAGGAUGUCGCACCCCACAGCGCUAUGAGCGGUUGUUUGGCUUGGUUUCCUGCGGUCAAGUUGAAAGUGCCAGAUCCCAUAUCAGGCAGUACCAUGUCCAAAGUCAAGCUCGUAUACUGCUGGUCGAACGUCUUGACUGUCUUGGAUGUCGAUGAAGUGCCUUCGGAGUCCAAGGAUAAGCCGCCGAGUCUAAAAUUCAAAGCCCGCAAUCGAUGGACUUGCGAAGAAGCUAUUGUUGCAGUACAAUGGUUGAGCCGAUCUGUUCUCACAGUUCUGACCAUAACCCAGCGUCUGAUCGUGCUAGAAGAUCGGAGUAUGCGGAUGACUGAAGCGUUCGAUCUGAUCCACAAGCAUAUCUACCAUAUAGAUCUGUUUUCAAAACAGCUACACACACUAGUAGAACAGCUGGACGAGGAUGACUCUUCCAUGCACGGCGUGACCGCUGAUGCUUUCUACAUGAGCCUCAAAGCUUAUAAGGGAAGACUGUUUCUGCUGGGUUUCAAUGACGUCUCCAUAGGCGCGUUGUCGAACUGGGCCGAUCGCCUAAUCGCCCUGAUGGAGAAUGGUGACUACGUCGGGGCAAUCCAACUCGCAACCUCUUACUAUAGUGGCGAUGCCGACAAGCUCACUGUCGGACUGCCGGAAGAUACCACUCUGAGACACCAGAUGGUUCGCGAUAAGCUGAUAGAGAUCAUGAGUGCGUCGCUGAAGUAUGCCUUCGGCCAGAGACAAAAGAACAAAGAGGCUGCGGAUGACCACCAUUUACAAGAGCUGGCGGAAACUUGUUUUGUCUCAUGCCGAAGUGUUGGGGAUAUGGACUUUCUAUUCGACGAUAUAUACGAGUGGUACGAAGAUGGUGAGGUUGAGGGUAUUUUCCUCGAAGUCUUGGAACCCUGCAUCCUGGAAAAGACUAUUACGACUGUGCCACCUACAGUGGUCAAGGCCAUGGUUGCACACUAUGUGAAGAAAGGUUGGGAGAGCCGCCUCGAGGAGAUGAUUUGCCACAUGGAAACGGCGACACUUGAUAUCGACCAAGUCACCUUUCUCUGCAAACAAUACGGCCUCUAUGAUGCUCUCAUAUAUGUGUGGAACCAGGCGCUCAACGAUUACAUCACACCGCUGGUAGAGUUGCUGACUCUUCUGAAACCAUUGAUGCAAAAUGGGGAUUAUGCGUCUUCCGGGAACAUCAUGAACGACGAAAUCUUUGGUGUGAAUGCGCUGAAAAUGUUUCCAUACCUGUCCUAUACUCUGACUGGAAGAGUAUACCCCACUGGGGAGAGACUGGACGAGGCGUUGGCAUCGCAAGCCAAAGCCGAACUUUACUGGUUCCUGUUCUCCGGCAAGAAUAUCACUUGGCCUAAGGACAGCAACAAAACAUUUCGCACUCGGCAGGCUCAAAGUGAGGAACCAUCAUUCCCGUAUUUGCGCAUGAUCCUCAAGUUUGAUGCGCCGAGCUUGUUGAGUGCGCUGAACGAGGCCUUCGAAGACUCCUUCCUCAACGAUUCUCAGGACAAACCCUUGAACGGGGGCUUAGGCAAGGACCUCCCUGAAGAACUAAUCUUUGGCCUGACGGUCGACCGUCAGUACGUGAUUUCCAUCUUAUUGGAGAUCAUGAAUCCAGCAGAUUUCGCCCCCGAAGACACGAUAUACCUGGAUAUGUUCAUCGCUCGUAAUUUGCCCAAGUUCCCUCAGUAUCUUCUCCUGCCUGGCUCUACGCUGAAUAGGGUUGUCACUGGGCUUUGUAACUAUCCAGGGCCAGACUUGGCUGAAGAUGCGCAACUAAGUGCGGAGUACAUAAUGUCAGUGUACCACCCGCCGGAUCUGUCGCCAAUGAUACCACUCUUUAAAAAAGCUGGCUUCUAUCGGAUCCUGAAGCGAAUCUACAAGAACGACAAGCAGUUUGGGAAGCUGGUGCAAACUUACUUCGAGGACCCGGGAGAUCAAGAAGAAGUCUUUGAUUGCAUCGCCGAGUGCCUCAGGCCGCAGACCGGGCUCACUAAGAGACAAGUCCAGGAUGUCCAUGAGGUUUUGAAACAGCACUCGCGUGAUCUGGUUGAGCUCGAUGCUUCGAGGGCUGCGCAAACCAUUGCAAGUUACGCCUCGGAACUGCACCACUUCGUCCUCACCCCGCUUGGAGAGGAAUCCGAGCUGCAAUACGAGUACCUCAAGGCCCUUCUAGAGCCCGAGUCGUCUGCAGAAGACCACAAAGCUACUCUGGAUCGAGAUUUUAUCGAGCAGUAUGUCCAGUUGAUGUGCCAGUUCAACCCGUCUCACGUGUCCGAUUAUGUCGCUCUCGUCCAAGCGACAAACCUGAGACUUGACAAGUUGUUACCGACAAUGGAAGACACUGGCGUCAUAGAUGCUGCCGUCAUGUUAAUGGCCCGAGAAGGACAUGUACAAGACGCCAUGGAUCGCUUGACCAAACACCUCAACACCCUCGUUUCGGCAUUGCAGGGUCUUUUGACUGGUGCGAAUGGUACGAACGGGCACAGUGACGAUUUGGACACGCAAGAAGCAGCAGAAGACUUGUUGAAGGGCCUGCAGAAGUACACCCAUGUGGGCAUUUGGCUGUGCCAAGGUCAAAUGAAAACUUCCAAGAAGUUGACGUUGCUCCAACGGCGACAAACAUCGCCAACCGCCAAUGAGCUUACCGCCGACGAGCUGCUUUGGCUGAACUUGAUAGACACAGCCGUCCAGAUAACGCGCCGCCUGACUUCCAUCAUAGCACCCGUGGAAUCGACGGAGCAAAUCACUACAUCUGCAGACGAUCAAGGACUCGAUACUGAAAGGCUUGUGGUUCUUCUGCGCUCUCUAGUGCAACACACAUUCACUGCACUAUUGACAGCAACCUCAACUCAAGGCACCCAACCGUCCCCGUCCAGCCGCUUACUAUCCACGUCGGGCGGUUCCUUGACGUUCUUGCGGAUUCUGCGGGCUUUUCUUACCCGCGCCGCAGCUAGCUCCCCAAAUCUGGCCGACCUGCGCGCUGUUUUGACAUCAAUAUUUUCUGCUUACGCAUACGAGGAGUCUAUUCUCCAGCUCUCGAACCGGUUGCUGGAGCAGCGGUUGUUCGUCAAUGUACAACAAGCCGUACAGUUAAGGCAAAGGGGAUGGCGACCUAAGGGGUCAACGUGUGAGGUAUGUGGAAGGCGAGUGUGGGGUCCCGGUGUGCAGGGAAACGUAUUCGAAGCCUGGGAAGACAAACAGACCAUUGAAGAGCGUAGGAGAGCAGAAAAGAAAGCGGCGUCGACGGGCGCGCCGGCUGAAAGAGGCAAAGGCAAGGCAGAGAGUCCAAGGGACGACACUGCAUUUGAGAACAGAAGUAAGGGUAAGGAGGUUGGCACAUCGACCGGCGAGGACAGCAGCAGGGCCGAAUAUGCUGCAGCGGAUCAAGGUGAAUCACACGGAACCCCGACGACCGAACCCAAUGGGGCAGCCAGUUUGGCGACGAAGAGAGACCAGCCACUUGGCCCACUUGUUGUGCUGGCCUGCCGACACAUCUAUCACCAGAGCUGUCUAGAUACGCUGCAAGCGCAGAGGGGCGACACGCAGAGGACGGUGAACGAGUUCGGCAGGGAGCAGGAGUAUAGAUGUCCCAUUGAUGGAUAG